UCUCUCUCUCAACUCAAAUCAUCUUCUCUGUUACUCUGUUCACUUGAGGCGUGGCUUUUGGCUUUCAUUACUCUCUCUUUCCUCUGUCUCACUGUGGCAGCCAUCAACAACCCAUCAAUGAAAAUGUCUGCUUUGAGCCAAAAAAAGAAGAGAAAGGGCGAUAGCGAGAGCCAGUCUUUGUCUUCAAAAUGUCUUCUCCUUGUUUUUUUCACAUGAUUAAUCAUGGACGUUGUUGCCAUUAAUACUCUCUUUCUCUUUCACUUUGUAUCCAGCUUUUGACAUCCUUUGAAGCAGACAAUAUCAUUCAUAUCCCACUGAUCGAUUCUCUUGUUUCUUCCCUCUCUACUUUUCUUUUCUUUUCUUUUUUCCUUUAUUUUAUUAAGUUUUUCACUCUAUAAAGCCAUAUGGAUAUGUGCGUUAAAUUCCCAGAAGAUUAUCGGUACCGAACCAGGAGAGAAAACCCAUCUUUCUCUUCCACUCUCCUUGACUCUAUCUACCGUUCGAUUGAUGAACCAGGCGGCAGUAAAGGAGAGGAAAAGCUGAUUUUCUGCAAAGAGGCUACCAUGGCGAAGAAGCACAGCAGUAACCGUUCGCCCAAGGAAGAAGAAAUGGCGAGCCUUCAACGUGCCUGCAUGAUCGAGAAAUGGAUGGAGAAGAAAGCCGUUGAUGAUAAGGUUGUCUUUAAUAGGCGAAAUCCCGUGGCGGGUUCUCAAAGAAACUCUCGAAACGACUUUGAUCCCAUGCUGUUGAACUCCAGCUCCACCUCUUCUGAUUCUAGUGGUGGGUUCUCAUCCUCGGAGUCGGAUUCCUUUUACGGUGCAAAAUCAAGGUCGUCGUCUUCAUCAUCAAGCCGUUACACCACUCAUAGGCCUAAGCCUAUUCGGACAACCGUCUCAGCUCCGCCGCCCGAAGUCGAAGACGGUUUCCAUGGUGCUAAACAACAAAAGCCAAAGCAUGAAGGUGGCUUCGUGAGAACAAAAUCCAAGGCGUUGAAGAUUUACAGUGACCUCAAAAAGGUUAAGCAGCCGAUAUCUCCAGGGGGUCGGCUUGCAAGCUUCCUGAACUCUCUUUUCACCGCAGGCCAAACAAAGAAGACAAAGAUUCCAGCGUCAAGGUACGAGGGAACCAAGUCAAAGUCCGACCAGGCAACACCAACGACAUGUUCAUCGGCUUCAUCGUUUUCAAGGUCAUGUUUGAGCAACAAGACUCCAUCUUCAAGAGGGAACGGUACGAAAAGGUCUGUCAGGUUUUGUCCGGUUAAUGUUAUUCUCGACGAUGAGACCAUCCGCCAUGAAAACGAUCGUCCAAUUCCAACGUCCAUAAGAUCAAAACCAACAAGCAAAGAGCUCGAGUUCCGCAUCAUGGAAGAAAACCGUCGAGUCGUGGAAGCUGCAAAGGAUCUCUUAAAGAGUUACCAUAAGAAGAAGGAAGAGUACGAUAUGAGAGAUAUGUGCACUGUGAAUGCAGCGUCAAGCGACGACGAAGACGACGACACCGCUAGUUAUGCAAGCUCCGAUCUCUUCGAAUUAAAUAAUCUGUCAGCAAUUGGAAUCGAAAGGUAUCGAGAAGAACUGCCUGUGUAUGAAACAACCCAUCUGGAUACUAAUCGAGCCAUUGCUAAUGGUUUGAUUGUGUAAUAGUAUGAUUAGCACUAAUUAACCAGUUCAACUGUUUGGGGGGUUUACAUAAAAAAGAAAUAAUAUUAAUUUGUCUUUUAGGUUCAAA
Gossypium raimondii (Peruvian cotton) is the source of this 1725-nucleotide messenger RNA. Its product is annotated as protein BIG GRAIN 1-like A. The transcript has a single exon. NCBI's taxonomy places the organism in Eukaryota, Viridiplantae, Streptophyta, Magnoliopsida, Malvales, Malvaceae. Gene Ontology annotation, biological process: auxin-activated signaling pathway. The record is from RefSeq and is a predicted model, not a curated record. The coding region runs from base 405 to 1637 and encodes 410 amino acids.